UGUAAAAAAAAAAUUGUCAAUAGUUAUUCAGAAUUUAACAUUUAUAAUAAAAAUGAAGAAUUGGCAAUUGAUAUCUCUUAUUUUGAUAAUAUCCUGUGUGAUAUUUAAUGAAGGGAUUCAAUAUUCAGGUGACGAUGUAAUAUGCCAAUUUGAAAAAGGUACCACUAGAAAAGCUGCUGAAAACGGAAACUUAGAAUUUUUAAUAUAUGCCCGUGAAUAUGGAUGUGAAUGGGAUGAUGAUACGACUUUUGUAGCUGCUUCAUAUGGUAAUUUAGAAUGUUUAAAAUAUGCUCAUGAAAAUGGAUGUGAAUGGAACGAAGAAACAACAAAGGCUGCUGCUAAAAAAGGAUAUUUAGAAAUCUUAAAGUAUUUACAUAAAAAUAAAUGUCCGUGGAAUGAAAGCACGACAGAAGCAGCUGCAAAAUAUGGUAAUUUAGAAUGUUUAAAAUAUGCUCAUGAAAAUGGAUGUGAAUGGAACGAAGAAACAACAAAGGCUGCUGCUAAAAAAGGAUAUUUAGAAAUCUUAAAGUAUUUACAUAAAAAUAAAUGUCCGUGGAAUGAAAGCACGACAGAAGCAGCUGCAAAAUAUGGUAAUUUAGAAUGUUUAAAAUAUGCUCAUGAAAAUGGAUGUGAAUGGAACGAAGAAACAACAAAGGCUGCUGCUAAAAAAGGAUAUUUAGAAAUCUUAAAGUAUUUACAUAAAAAUAAAUGUCCGUGGAAUGAAAGCACGACAGAAGCAGCUGCAAAAUAUGGUAAUUUAGAAUGUUUAAAAUAUGCUCAUGAAAAUGGAUGUGAAUGGAACGAAGAAACAACAAAGGCUGCUGCUAAAAAAGGAUAUUUAGAAAUCUUAAAGUAUUUACAUAAAAAUAAAUGUCCGUGGAAUGAAAGCACGACAGAAGCAGCUGCAAAAUAUGGUAAUUUAGAAUGUUUAAAAUAUGCUCAUGAAAAUGGAUGUGAAUGGAACGAAGAAACAACAAAGGCUGCUGCUAAAAAAGGAUAUUUAGAAAUCUUAAAGUAUUUACAUAAAAAUAAAUGUCCGUGGAAUGAAAGCACGACAGAAGCAGCUGCAAAAUAUGGUAAUUUAGAAUGUUUAAAAUAUGCUCAUGAAAAUGGAUGUGAAUGGAACGAAGAAACAACAAAGGCUGCUGCUAAAAAAGGAUAUUUAGAAAUCUUAAAGUAUUUACAUAAAAAUAAAUGUCCGUGGAAUGAAAGCACGACAGAAGCAGCUGCAAAAUAUGGUAAUUUAGAAUGUUUAAAAUAUGCUCAUGAAAAUGGAUGUGAAUGGAACGAAGAAACAACAAAGGCUGCUGCUAAAAAAGGAUAUUUAGAAAUCUUAAAGUAUUUACAUAAAAAUAAAUGUCCGUGGAAUGAAAGCACGACAGAAGCAGCUGCAAAAUAUGGUCAUUUGGAAUGCUUAAAAUAUGCAUAUGAAAAUGGCUGUGAAUGGAAUGAACUCACUAUUGUGUUCAGGGCUAUUCAAACAGAUAAUCUAGAAAUUUUAAAAUAUGCCCACGAAAAUUUAUGCGAAUUGAAUAAAGAUGCAACUACUAUGGCUGCCUUAGAAGGUAAUCUAAAAAUUUUAAAAUAUUUACAUAAAAAUAAAUAUCCUUGGGAUGAAAAUACAACAUGCGGAGCUGCUUCUAAUGGUAAAUUAGAAUGUUUAAAAUAUGCUUAUGAAAAUGGAUGUCCUUGGAAUGAAAAUACAACACGUGGAGCUGCUUCUGGUGGUGAAUUAGAAUGUUUAAAAUAUGCUCAUGAAAAUGGAUGUCCUUGGGAUGAAGUCACAACAGAUGCGGCUGCUUAUUAUGGAGAACUAGAAUGUUUAAAAUAUGCUCAUGAAAAUGGAUGUCCCUGGAAUGAAAACAUAACACGUGGAGCUGCUGCUUAUGGUGAAUUAGAAUGUUUAAAAUAUGCUCAUGAAAAUGGAUGUCCUUGGGAUGAAGUCACAACAUGCGGAGCUGCAUCUAGUGGUGAAUUAGAAUGUUUAAAAUAUGCUCAUGAAAAUGGAUGUCCUUGGGAUGAAAAUACAACACGUGGAGCUGCUUCUAGUGGUGAAUUAGAAUGUUUAAAAUAUGCUCAUGAAAAUGGAUGUCGUUGGGAUGAAAAUACAACAUGCGGAGCUGCAUCUAGUGGUGAAUUAGAAUGUUUAAAAUAUGCUCAUGAAAAUGGAUGUCCUUGGGAUGAAAAAACAACACGUGGAGCUGCUUCUAGUGGUAAAUUUAAAUGUUUGAAAUAUGCUCAUGAAAAUAAAUGUCCAUGGGAUAAAAGUACAACAGAAAGAGCUGCUGCUAAUGGACAUUUAAAAUGUUUAAUAUAUGCUCAUGAAAAUGGAUGCUUUUGGAAUGAAACUACGAUAAGGGUGGCUGCACAUAAUAGUAAGUUUGAGUGUUUAAAAUAUGCCCAUACAAAUGGAUGUCCGUGGGAUGAAGCCACAACUAGAGCUGCUGCAGCAAGUGGGUGUUUAAACUGCUUGAUAUAUGCUAAUGUAAAGAGAUGUAAUUGGGAUAAAGAUACGAUAGCUGCAGCAGCUGUGCAUGGUAAUUUAGAUUGUUUAAAAUAUGCCCAUAAAUAUGGAUGUGAAUGGGUUGAAGGUACAAUGAGAUUGGCUGCUGCGAAUGGACAUUUAGACUGCAUUAAAUAUGCCCAUGAAAAUGGUUGUGAGUGGGACGAAGGCACAACAAGGGAGGCUGCUGCUAGUGGUUAUAUUGACUGUUUGGUGUAUGCACAUAAAAAUGGAUGUAAAUGGGAUGAAGGGACAAAGAGUGGUGCUGCUGCAAAUGGUCACAUAGACUGCCUAAAAUAUAGUCAUUUAAAUGGAUGUUUGUGGGACGAAGGGACAACAAGACUUGCUGCUGCAAAUGGUCAAUUUGAUUGCUUAAAAUAUGCCCAUGAAAAUUAUUGUCCAUGGAGUAGAGGAACAAUUUAUGAAGCUACUCAAAAAAAUUAUAUAAGUAUAAUCAACUAUGCUGUCGAAAAUGGCUGUCUUAAUUAAUUUUUU
Daktulosphaira vitifoliae (grape phylloxera) is the source of this 2998-nucleotide messenger RNA. RefSeq names its product serine/threonine-protein phosphatase 6 regulatory ankyrin repeat subunit C-like. The record is from RefSeq and is a predicted model, not a curated record. The transcript has 3 exons. Gene Ontology annotation, molecular function: protein binding. NCBI's taxonomy places the organism in Eukaryota, Metazoa, Arthropoda, Insecta, Hemiptera, Phylloxeridae. The coding region runs from base 53 to 2992 and encodes 979 amino acids.